AUGGCAGUAUCCUGCCCGGAAGUUAUGUACGGUGCAUACUAUCCUUAUUUGUACGGCCGUGCCGGACCGAGUCGACCAUUUUAUCAGUAUGAAAGGUUCAACCAAGAUCUUUACUCGUCGUCUGGUGUGCCGUUGGCUGCGUCAUCUAGCACCUCGGCCGGCUCACAUUCACCCUGCAGUCCGUUGCUACCUCCGUCGCUACCUUCCAACGUAGCGGCCGCGGCAGCCGCUGCACAGUCCAGUUCGGCCCUUACCUCCUCGGCGACGGUAACCUCCGUCAACCAGACCGCCAUACCGACCAUCCCGCUAGGUGCACUGCAGAGGCACAUUACCAAAGAGGAAGACAUCAGUACGGCCCGAAGUGACACGGAAGGAACCAUUUCCGGUGCACACAACGAUAGCUCGUGCUCUUCCGGGCCUGACUCACCGCACAAUCUCAACCAGCAGCAGACGGAUGCGAGUGGGUUGGCGGCGGCCGCAGCUGCAGCGGCAGCAGCCGUGGCCGGCGGUGGUGGCAGCGGUGAAUCGUCCGGCGGUGGUGGAGGAUUGAUGGCCGGUGGUAGCGGAAAUGGUCGGGCACAGUACGUGUCGGCGACGUGUGUCGUGUUCACGCACUACUCGGGCGAUGCUGCCAGCGUCGUGGACGAACACUUUUCUAGGGCGUUAAAUUUUAGCGAUAAGAAUAAUAAAGGAUACAGUUCGAUGUCGAGUAGAAAUUUCCCUCCUUCAUUCUGGAACAGCAACUACGUUCCACCAACACCUGCCCCAACGCAUCACCAGGUUUCCGACCUUUACUCCACCGACGGUGGUUAUUCGGCGGAUCCGUGGCAUGCGGCACACUACGGUUCGUACGCACACGCUGCCCAUGCGCAUGCCGCACACGCCCACGCGUACCACCACAAUAUGGCCCAAUAUGGCAGCUUACUGAGGUUACCCCAGCAGUACGGACACACGUCCAGGUUACACCACGACCAACAGACGGCACACGCAUUAGAAAGUGCAGCGGCGUACACGAGCUAUCCAACGAUGGCAGGAUUAGAAGCACAAGUACAGGAAUCGUCGAAGGAUUUGUACUGGUUCUAG
Molecule: messenger RNA, 1083 nt
Organism: Anopheles marshallii
Lineage: Eukaryota; Metazoa; Arthropoda; Insecta; Diptera; Culicidae
Gene: vg
Product: protein vestigial
Exons: 7
Coding region: 1-1083 (360 amino acids)
Biological process (GO): regulation of transcription by RNA polymerase II
Cellular component (GO): nucleus
Source: RefSeq, a predicted model, not a curated record